UAAGUUUUAUUAUUUUCUUAUGAGAAAAUUUUGCUAGAAAGCAAAUAAUAACAAAAAACAAAUAGUCCGCCAUAUUAUUUGUUGUGAUUGAUCUCUGGCAGUAUGUGAUGGACUAAAAAUUUGUUUGUUUAUAUAUAGUUGAUGUGUCAUAUAGGAUAUUUUUGUGGAAUAUUUUAUGUUAAUUUUGCAUGAUCCAUCAAGGCAAAAAACUUAAUUGAGCUGUAAAUCUACAAUUUCUUCACGUUUCUUUUUUGUUUAAGUCUGUAGAGAAUGAAAUCCAAGUAAAAUGCUGUGAAAAUUUAUGAAAUGGAGCUUUCUUUAACAGCAGGCAAAUCGUGAGCCUGUCUUAAGAUUUGACUCAUGAUGUUUGAAGGGAAACAUAUCCAUUUCUCGCCUGUGAAUAAAAAGCCUCUGUGUUCUUAUAGUGCCAAGCUUUGCAAACAAAAGCGUAUCAAUGGCUAUGCGUUUUGCAUACGUCAUAUUUUGGAGGAUAAAUCUGCUCCUUUCAAACAGUGUGCCCAUGUUGCCCGCUACAAUAAACAAAAAUGUACCAAUCCUAUUCCUUCCAAUGAGAAUAGAGAGUUUUGCAACAGUCAUAUGCAAGUUGCUGGGAUGCUGCCAAAAAAAGAACGUAAAAUUAAAAAAGAAAAAGAAGUACAACCUGAAGGAAAGUUGAAAUUUUCUGAACGUUUAAAAAUUUUACUAACUAAAGAAAAUGGUGAGACAUGUAAUGAUGAUACUUUUAAUUCUGAUGAUCCAUAUGCCUUUCCUGAUACAUUUUCUGAAAGCGAAAAUUGUGUUAUUGGAUAUUCAGCUACACCCAUUCUCAGAAAUGCUUGGAAUUCAUCACAAAAAAUUUCCUCUGAUGUGUCACCAUUAGAGUCGAAAUUAAAGACUGAGCAAACAUUAAUUAAAAUCCCUCCUUCCAUAGACAAUGCAAUAAAGAGCACUUCACCUACUUUAUCCAAAACAAUGAAUAGGUUGCAAGCAAAAAUUGCCCAAAAUAAGCUAUUAGAUAAACAGAAAAAAACUCAAGAUGCUAGUCAGUGUUUAAUGUCUUUAAUUAAUCCACAAUUAACGUCUAUGGGAAACAAUAAAAGUAGUCCCUCAUCCCCAAUAGAUAUAGGCAGUAUUAAUUCUGAAUCUAGUGAAUCAGAUCCUAAAAUGAUUCCUGUUCUUCCAAAGAAUAAUUUAAUAAUUAAAAUAGAACACUCAGAAGAUCAAGCAAGAUCUGAAGACUCUUUAAUAUCUAAUUAUAUCCCUUCUCCGAAUCCACCUUCAAAUAUUCAAGUUGAUUCGAGAUUAUCUUCUGGUGUCACAUCUUGUGAAUCUUCUGAAAAAUACUUUUGUGACCCUGAGAAGUCAUCUACAACACAUAGUGAUACAAGUUCUAGAGGGGUUUCAGAGAUUCAUCAGGCUAAAUUGCAAAAGACCAAUGUAAAGAUUCCAGUUGCACUUCGAAAAUUGCAAAGGUUACUUAAAGAUAGAAAGAAGAACAAUAAAUAUGUAUUUCCUAGAAGUUUUGAUUCUUCAGGAAGUGAAAGCAGUGAUAGUGAAGAUGAUAUAAAUUUUUAUAGUCAAUUAUCAAAGUUUUAUCUCUCUGAUGGGCGAAAUUUAGGUUUUCCUAAUGGUGCAGUACCUCGUUCAAUUCAGCAAGCACAUUUGAAAUCAGAACUUUCUAGAAGCUAUCAUCAACUUUGUCAGUUACGUACUUUGCACAAGCAACAGGAGAAGCGGCAACGGGAAAUUAUUCACCCUUUAGUCGAGGCUGCCCGAGCUUAUCCAAAUCAAGCAACUGAAAUUUUAUUCAAUCAUUCAACGUUUCCUCAAGUGACAACUCAAGCUAAAAUGAAUAAGUCAUCUAUUGUUGAGAAGAAAACUUGUUGUUACAAGAAGGAUGAUAUUUCAUGCACAAAUGAUGCUCUUCCUUAUACGUGGCACUGUAAAAGGCAUAUUAUGUAUAAUGUUGAUCAACUCUUAUUUGAACAUUGUACAGCCAAGUUUUCAGAUAAUACUCAAUGUUGUGUACCGGUGUUUGAUAUAUGCCAUGAACUUCCUUUGUGUUUUGAGCAUGCGAAAAAGAGAGAUAACUAUAAUAAAAUGGCGUUAGAACCAAAAGCUAAGAAAGCUCGCAAGAAACCAAAGCCAUCAGCAUUAACUAGGCCUCCUAAAAGAGGAAAAAAGAAGAAAAAACCUGUUCUUGUCCGUCCUGCUUCACCAUCUUUACCCCCUCCUCCACCAUUGCCUCCACCUCCUCCAUCUUUACCUCCAUUAUCUCCAGUACCUGUUAAAACUGAAAAUGGUUUGCCGAACUUAAAUACAUUUGAUAAUAAAACGAAUAAACCUAUUGAAACAACCAUCACUGUUUCUAAUUCAAAUAAAGAGUUGAAUACAGAUUUAAGUCCUGAAUUGGAAAGCGACUUGGAAGACUUUUCUCCUGGUGCUAUUGAAAAGACUUUGGAAUUACCAUUAGACACUGCUGAAUUGGCUAAUCAAGCAACUAAAUUAUUAGAAGAACAUGAUUUUACUGAAGUUCUAAAUAAAAUUCCUGAUGACGCUUUCAAUGAUCUUUUUGUUGAUACUAGAAAUGGAGAGUAUAUCCCUAGUCGUGAAGAAACUGAAGAAUUAGAAAGAGCACUUGCGGCUGUUUCCAAAGACGUCCAUUUAGCUAGAGAAUCAUUAGCAAAAUUGUCUUCAUCUAAUGGGCCAGACCUUGAAGAACUUGAACGUGCCAUUGAAAUUCACGGUGGUUUAUUGGGUGCUGAAAAUUUGACAAGUGCAAUUGAUGAAAAUUCUUUCGUUGAUUUAACUAAUAACCAUAUUGAUAAUUUGAAUGUUAUUUCUAGUAGCUUCUCCACAAGUGAUUUAAAUUCUCUAACACAAGCUUUAUCUGUUAUUAAUGCUGAAAGUCUGGAUCAUAAUAAUAUUCCUAUGGCAUCAGAAGCAUCUAUUCUCUCUAACUCCAUUAAUGUUCCAUUAAUAAAUUCAGAUUUGUCCCAACCACACAUGCUCAAUGGCCAAACCGAUUUACUGUCCGGAUUGCAAUCGAUUCAGCUGGAUCCAUCAUUUACAUCCAAUCUCUCUUCUUCUAGCCUGAACUUUGCUAAUGCAAAUUCUCACCAAGGAACAGCUGAGGGAAAACUAUUUUCUAAUGGAUCUUUACUCUCUACGUUGUAUUAUAACCUUGCAUCUUCCAACACCCCUUCUUCUACAGCCCAAACCUAUGCUGUGCCCCCCGUUGCUGGAAAUAAUAAUACCGAAGAAGCCAAUUUUAUACCUAGUACGGGUGGUGUAAAUAACCAUAACCAGUGGUUGCUCAAUUCACCAGAUGUUCUUGCUCUUUCCCAAUUAACAUACCCCAAUAGUUUCCUUUUGACAUCUCAAGGAGGAGGUACAUCUUAUGCCAAUACUUUUGUUGGAAAGUAUCCCCUCCAAGACUUGAACACUGAUAUAAAUCUUGGGUCCACUGAUUCUUCAAUGUUGCCUACUACAAUUUGCAAUCCUGAAAAUGUGAUAUGUGGCACAAACGAGCAGCCAGUACACAACUUAAGUAUUUCUAAUAGACCUGCAUCAUCCUUGCAGCAACCUAGAUCUGUAAAAGUGAUAGUUCAGGAAGGAGCUUCCUAGCAGUUACUCAUGCUUAAUGUUCAGAAAUUCGACCGUACCAUUAUAGACAUGCAUUUAGAAAUGUAUUGGCACAUUUUGCUGCCCCUGACGCCUAAAAGCAGGAUGGCUUUUGAGCUAAUUGUUGGCAGUUUAUUUUGGACGGGUAUGUGUACCUUAAUAAUAGUAUCAUGCUCAACUCAGAAUGUGUUUUUUAAUGUGUAAGUAAAAGCUCUCAUGUAAUUGUGUGUGAUUGUAUUUAGAGUGUAUAAUAGCUUUUAAAUUACAAUUUUUCAAAACUAUGCAUACUCUUUAAUCCACAUUUUAUUAAGAUAAGUGUAUUUCAGAAUUGAUCAUCAAAUACUUUAUUUUGAAUUAAAUUAUCUUUAUUUUAAAAUAAAUUAAAUCUUCAUCAUCAAAAAUCUACUGUCAAACUAUUUUCAUAUAUUUAUUUUUAAUGUUAACACGGUUGGCUAAAUGCAUGAUAUAUAAAUUUUAUUAUUAUUAGUUUAAUCUUUAUAUGCACUUUAAAAUCCUAAAAAAAAAGUUUUUUUCUAUAGAAAAUGUUUGAUGUAAGAAAGGCACUUAAUAUAUCCUAGCAUAAUAAACCAAAUCUAUCUGAUUUAGGUGCUCCUUUACAGUAUUCUGUUUAAAAAACAAAUUUUAUUAAUGAUCUGAAAUUGGUGUUCAGAUAGUUUGUAUAGUUACAAUAACGUAAUAAAUUAUUGUAUAAAAAUUUAUCAGAUUCAUUUAUAUAAUUCAAAUUAAUUAUAGUUUUUAUAUUUGGUAUUUAUGUUUGUGACAUUGUUUUUCCUGUCUAGUAUGUUAUUAAAUUUUGUUAACUUUAUUUUAUGUUAUUAAUUUAUUGAAUUUGUAAAUAUUUGUUUAAUGUUCACUUAUUGUUUUGUGAUCUUUUUUUAAAGCUAGUGAUAAUGUUUGAACAAACAAAUGUUACUUUUGAUUUCUUCAAAUCAUGAAAUUAAGUAAUGGAUGUGCUGUGAUAUAAUUGUAGGUGUGAAAUUUUUUUUUUCCUUUUUUGUCUCAUCAAUUUGUAUUUGUUUAUACUUUAAAGCGUAUUUUUCUUAAAGUGUUUUGAUUUUUUAAACAAUUAUUUUGAAAUAAUAUUUGUAUCCUCAUAAGUUUGUUUUCUAAUUAAUAAUAACUACUUGCAAAAUUGCAAUAUCUUAGUUUUUUAAUCUUAUAUUUCUUAUACCUUUACACUUCUGUGCUUCCCUUAUAACCAAACAAUAUCUUAAUGAUCUUAUUUCUAGUGCAAUGUUCUAGCCAUCUGUACCAAGUUAGUUGUGUACAAAAUUUCUUUUGUAAUACAUAAUUUGUUUUAAUUAGUUUAAUUACUUUUACUGAUGAGUAAUUUUUUUUAUAUAAAAUUAAUAAAUGCUAUUUGUACUCUUUUUAAGAACUGUUUUUCAUAUCAAACUUAAAAUAAUUUGCUUUAGCCCUAUAUCAAAAUUUAUCAAUAAACACAAUGGAAGAAUUCAUUACUUUGAUUGCAUUACAAUGUUCCCUUUUUUUUGUACAAAAUAAAUAAAUAUUGUUAACAUAAAUUUAUUUAGAUUUCAUACUGUACCCAUAUUCAAACAAAUCUGUUUUGCUGUACAAGAAAAUAUACUCUAAAUUUCAAAACUUAGUAUCUGGAAAGUAAUAUGUUUCAUAUUUGUCUAAGGAAUAAAAAUAAAAAUUUGCGUUUACUAAAAUUUCAAUAAAAUUUUUCUGAGAUAUUUCAAACUUUUCUUUUUAUAAAAAUUCAUAAAAACUUAAUUUAAAAGAGGGCAAAGUGACAGGAAGGAAUUUAGGAAAGGAUAUUCAAUUGAUGCAUUUUAAUUAAGUCAAGAGAAGGAUUUAUUCUAUCACUAAUUUACUUCAUUUUAUAAAGAGCAUUCUGAAAAAAUAUAAUUUACUUAAAAAUACAUUGAUAUGAAGAAAAAAAUCCUGAAAAUAGCCAUUCACGCUUAGCAGUCAACAAAAAAAGUUAAAAAAUUACGACCUAAAUUUAAUUAGCAAUUGGUCAUUUUCCCCAUCUUUUUUUCCUUUCUUUUCUCCCCUUUCUUUUCUUUUGAAGAUUGUUUAAGAAUAAAAAUACAUGAAUGAAGAUCUCUGAUUCUAUAAAGUCUGUAUGUACUAAUAAAGUUCUUUAAAGUCAGCAACUUUCACUAAAUUUUGUCACAUAUUUAUAUUAUUUUAAUUGUUUGAUUAUUUUUUUAUAGGCGUGUAAUAUUUUGAUUAUGAAUUUUUU
Messenger RNA from Parasteatoda tepidariorum (common house spider), 5857 nucleotides. Its product is annotated as INO80 complex subunit D. Lineage: Eukaryota; Metazoa; Arthropoda; Arachnida; Araneae; Theridiidae. Gene Ontology annotation, cellular component: nucleus. The record is from RefSeq and is a predicted model, not a curated record.